Messenger RNA from Cynoglossus semilaevis (tongue sole), 5677 nucleotides. RefSeq names its product low-density lipoprotein receptor-like. The record is from RefSeq and is a predicted model, not a curated record. The transcript is spliced from 19 exons. Bases 558 to 3227 code for a protein of 889 amino acids. Lineage: Eukaryota; Metazoa; Chordata; Actinopteri; Pleuronectiformes; Cynoglossidae. Gene Ontology annotation, biological process: receptor-mediated endocytosis. Gene Ontology annotation, molecular function: protein binding; calcium ion binding; hormone binding. Gene Ontology annotation, cellular component: plasma membrane; apical plasma membrane; signaling receptor complex.
AUAUACGUAUAUAUUCUUCUUCUUCCUCUUUUUUUCCUUUCGGCUUUAUAUAUAUAUAUUAGCUAAUUAUUUCUACCUUUUAAUGUGUCAUUCCAAACCCCUUUGAAAUCUGACAUUGAUUACAUUCAUUGAGCGGUGGCAUCUAAUGUGUACCACUGUGUACUUUUCUGUUGAGAACGAAGUGACUUUAAAACCUCGAGAUAUUCUGAGCUGUUGUCUUAACAUCAAACUUCUCCGUCAUCUCGAGGUCACACAGCUAGUUGUUGAUGUUAGAUAAAGAUCAUCAGUUACAAGAUUAAACAGGAACUUGUUGUUUGUCCAACAAUAUCACACUGUACUCAUCUGUUGUGUGUGUUUAUGUUUAUACUGUAUCACAAAUGAUGUGAUUUCACGUCAUCACAGCCCAGAUCUGUCUUCAAUGUUUCCAUUUAGAACCCAAGGAAUGAGCCUGCGAUCACAGUUUUACUGCAGUAAAUCAGUGGUAUGAAACAACCUGAUUUACUGUUUCAUUCACAGGCUGAAGCCAAGACUCCGCUGCCGUCUACAACCGGCGGUUUAUGAAGGAAACAGAGAAUACAUCCAGAUCCAGUAAAGAGGGACGGAGGAUGUUUGGGAUGCGGACGACACUAACAACACUGUCCACGUUGUGCUGCCUGCUGAUGCUGAUUCAUGGUUCUCCAGCCGGUGCAGCGUUCACAUGCAGCUCGUCUCAGUUUACAUGUGGAAAUAAGAGGUGCAUUACCCAGAGGUGGAUCUGUGACGGAACAGACGAUUGUGGUGAUGGAACUGACGAGCUGCCUGCAGCCUGUGAAUCCAAAACUUGUAGGGAGUCAGAGUUCAACUGUGGCCUCCCUCGGAACCAGUGCAUCCCAGGAGGCUGGCAUUGUGACGGGAAAGCUGAUUGUGACAACGGAGCUGAUGAGACAAACUGUGAAGCCAAACAGUGCAGCUCUGAUGAGUUUCAGUGCGCCAAUGGACAAUGUGUAUCCAGAACCUACCUCUGUGACCGUGACAACGACUGCUCCGACGGUUCAGACGAGGCCUCCUGCCCUAAGCCCACCUGCAACCCACAAUCAUUCCAGUGCAACAACUCCGUAUGUGUCCCGGCUCUGUGGCGCUGCGACGGAGACGAGGACUGUGCAGAUGGAUCUGACGAGUGGUCGCAGAAUUGCGAGGGCAAGCGGCCUAAAAACACGACAGCCAGCUGUAGAGAUCACGAGUUUCAGUGUGCUAACGGAGAAUGCAUCCACAGCAGCUGGAGGUGUGACAGAGGUGUGGACUGUCUGGAUGGAUCAGACGAGGUCAACUGCAAUUUCACUGCAUGCCGUCUAGAUGAGUUUCAGUGUAAUGAUGGCACGUGUAUCCAUGGCAGCCGACAAUGUGACAAAAAGUCUGACUGCAAGGAUCUUAGUGAUGAGAUUGGCUGCGACACAGACAUCGUAUGUGAAGGUCCGACCAUGUUUAAAUGUAGCAGCGGAGAGUGUGUCAGCAUGGACAAGGUGUGUGACACAAAGAGAGACUGCGUGGACUCCUCUGACGAGCCUGUGGAAAAGUGUGGAAACAACGAGUGUCUGACAGGAAACGGCGGCUGCUCCCAUAUCUGCACCGAUCUGAAGGUUGGCUACAACUGUUCCUGUCCUUCUGGGCUCAGCCUGAACUCAGAUAUGAAAACGUGUGAAGACAUCGAUGAAUGUUCUCAACCAGACACUUGCAGUCAAAUCUGCAUAAACCUACCAGGAAGCUACAAGUGUGACUGCAAAAAUGGCUACCAAAUCGACCCUGCGACCAAAACCUGCAAGGCUGAAUUAGGCGCCGUGCCUACGUUGUACUUUACCAACAGACACGAGGUGAGGAAACUGACAAUAGACCGCAGUGAGUACGCUCAGGUGAUCUCACUGCUGAAAAAUGCAGUGGCGUUGGACAUGGACAUGCUGGAAAGGACAAUCUUCUGGUCUGAUCUGUCCCUGAAAACAAUCUACAGGUCCAACAUUGAUGUGGCCAGUAACUCCUCUCAGCACUCCGUGGUUAUUGGAAGUGGAAUUGAAGCCCCCGAAGGCAUUGCAGUCGACUGGAUCCAAAAAAACAUCUACUGGACAGAUAACGUUUUGAAAACCAUCUCUGUGGCCACCACCGAUGGCAGCAAGAGGAAAACCCUCAUCUCCGAAAACCUCGAAAAGCCAAGAGCGAUCACCGUGGACCCAGUCAAUAACUUCAUGUACUGGACAGACUGGGGGCAGCAGGCUAAGAUAGAGAAGAGUGGCUUGAAUGGAGCAGAUCGUGUGAUUCUGGUUGAAGAUAACAUUGUGUGGCCCAGUGGCAUAACCCUGGACAUUGUCAACCAGCGUCUGUACUGGGUGGACUCCAAGUUGCACACACUGUCCAGCAUCGAUGUUAACGGAGGGACACGACACACUAUCAUUUUAAACAGUGACAAACUUUCCCACCCACUCUCCCUGACUGUCUUUGAGGAGAGAGUUUUCUGGAUAGACGCAGCCAAAGGUGCUGUUUACAGUGCCAACCGUUUGACAGGAAACCAGAUCACUGAGCUGGCUGUGGAUCUGGACCAUCCAGAGGACAUUAUCCUGUACCACGACCUCAAGCAGCCCAACAAUCCAAACUGGUGCAGUGAAGGCAGCACAGUGAAUGGAGGCUGUGAGUUCCUGUGCCUCCCGGCCCCUCAGAUCAAUGAGCAUUCUCCAAAGUACACCUGUGCCUGUCCAGACCACAUGAGCAUGGGCCUGGACAUGAGGACAUGUGUGACAGCUGUCCCUCCUGAGAAAGACGAUGGUGAUGCUUCGCUCCCAUCUACAGACAAACCAAAGCCGACUACACCUCCACGGCUCGUUCCUGCCACCACAACUACAACCACCGUUAGACCAGACAACAAACUGGCAUCUACCAAACAGGUGGUGGCCACAGAGAAGCCAGAACAGCCUGCUGCCUCUGCUCAAGGUGACAGACUGGCAGCAGUGCCUACAGAGGCCCCGCCCUCCCACCCCGUCGCUCUCUAUGCUGUGCUGCCAAUCAUGGUCAUUGCCUUGCUGGGCUCCGUAUCGGUGUGUCUGUGGAGACAAUGGCGUAUGAAGAGCGCCAACACCAUCUUCUUUGACAAUCCUGUGUACCAGAAAACCACGGAGGAAGAGGUGCACAUCGGCAGGAACAGCUCCGACGGCUAUCUUUAUCCUCAGAGGCAGAUGUUGAGCAUGGAGGACAUGGACAGUCCUUGAUCCCAGGAUGUAGAACAGAUCCAUAGCUUUAAUGAAGGGCAUUCUUUUCACUUUUCUUUAUCCUGCUGUUGCUGCCGCUGCUUCUUGUUGCCUCACUGACCUCAUUCUAUGGUGUAUGUUUCUGACCUUAGCACUGUGAUGAUGAACGUGUAAAAGGUGUAAAAUAUAUAUAUAUAUAUAAAUAUAUAUAUAUAUAUAUAUGUGUGUGUGUGUAUAUAUAUAUAUAUAUCUUUUUGACUGUUAAAAUAUAGUGCAACUAGAAAAAGGAUUUAAAAUGAAGGGUUAAUGCAAGGUUAUGAUCCUCAUAACAGGCUGUAUGAAAGUUACUGUUACCUUUUCUACCGUAGCAUUCUGUUCACUAAGAAAAGGUUUAUACAAUCUCCAGAUUAUCACCUCAGAUUAUGACAAGACUUUAUCAUCCACUACAUUUUGUUUGUCCUGCUAGGACUCUGUUGGACUCUCUACCUUCAGAGCAGUCUUAGUGCUCAGUGGGAGUGAUGUUCAUGGUACUGAUUCAGUGGUGUUUUCGAGCAGAGGCCAAGUGAAGUCAGGCUUCCUCACUUAUUUUUUUUCUAGAAUAUAACCGUGAUUUAAUGAAACCACUGUUGCCUCCUCCUCUCUCUCUCUUUAAGAGAGCGUUUUAUGGUGAGCAAACAGCGCCUCUCUAAAUGUAACAUGGUUAAUGUAAAUGAGUGUUGAAAACAUGGUACUGCACUCUGUUGCUUGUGAGGAGGCCAAGCUGAGCUGACUUAGCUUCCCAGGAAACUUUUCCUGAGCCCAUUCCUCACUUGAACCGUCCGUAGAUGCUAGUGUCACCCUCUGUCUUUUGAUCCACUGCUUUCAAGAAACUAGUUCUUGAGAACUGUUGCGUUGUGACAUGAUGUUUUAUACUGCUGGAAAAAGCCAUUCUGGUCAAGAAGAACUGACCAUGGUUAAGUAGGUAGGUAGGUUGUUGGGUUGAUCACUCACACCUAUUGCACAAUUACCUUAAACCUGAACAGCUGGUUGAACAUGGAAGUAACAGAACUGUUGUGGAUGUUCAUUGUUAGUCAGAUUUAAAUGUAGUAAAGUUCCAUCUAUUUAUUUUUCAGUUGUAGCGAGCCUUAGCCCCUCAGCCUCAGCCUCCUGGUAAGAGCUGACAGGAUUGGCACCGCUUGUGUUUUUAAUCAAAGAUUGAUGUUCUGUGCAUUCAAAGAUGUUUCUGUUCUGAAUAUUGUGAUGUGUUGGAGUGACUGCUUACCUCUCAUCUUAAACUAGCAAAGCCUUUAGCCACUGACAUCUGCAUUCAGCUUAGUGUUUUUACCCCCCCCCCCCUCCCAAAAAACUUUCUGGGUGCUGUUAGACCCAUGUGUCUUAACCUUGGAUAUGGCUCAGGUCAAAAAAGGACAUUUUAUCAGUGUCAACACCAUGCUCAAAGACAUUUAAAUGAGAUGUCACAAUCUGAUGCUCAACUGGUCGUGAUUGAAUGUUUCGACUUCAACAUCAAAGGUACAACAUGUAAGACUUAACUAAUCAGGAACUAUGUUUACAGGGGGGAAAGAUUUUUUUUGGAGUUUUGUGUUGAAAUGAGAAACACUGGUGAUGUUAUGUUUUGCUGUACAUUCAGAUGGCAAUAGUCAGACGUGAGAUCCACAGUCAACAGCUUCAGCUGUAGAACAGGUUGGACUGUACCUGAUGAUGUUGUCGGCGAGUGAAUGAAUCACACUCCAAAAUAACUUUGACUUGAAAAGCCUGACCUUUACACUCACCACAUUCAGUUGUUGGGUGGAGUCUGUUGAAUGUACUACACACAGGAAAUGCCUUUUGACUUUUCUGACUUUUAGUCAAUUUUCUUUGGUAGUGCUUUAACCCUGAAGCUUGACAGCAUUUUUCUCCCAUUCUUCUGGAUAGACCAGUUUAUCUACAGUCAUCCAUUCUCUUCUCUUUUUAAUGACAAUCACACAUAAAACAGUGCCUUGAAGAUAUUUAAGUUUGCAGGUCACGGUGGUUUGUAAGAUGAAUGAAGUUAACUGAAGUCGUUCAAAUGAAGAACCUUUAAAUGAAGGUAGUUGAAGUGAUCAAAUGUGAUUGUAGCUACUGUAUUGUGAUCGUGAACCCACCUGAUGUACAUAGCUCUGUAAAUAUUUCACAGGUAAAUAUUUGAACACUCCAAAGCAAUAUUCUUUGAUGCCUUUUUGUGUUUGUAAAGUUUUAUGAAGAUUUGAUGUGUAUGUGCAUUUUUAAAUAAUUAUUUUUAAUUUAUUUGUGGUAAUGUGAGCAAAACUGUCUUGACCAAACUGAUCGUUGUAAAUAAACAUAAAUGAAAUAAUUUAUUUUGCACAGGAGUCCUGUGCAUUGUUCAGUCUUCACGAUGCACAAUUUAGUUGUACGCAUUUGUAACGUGUACGCGCAGCAGCCUGCACACAGCUUUGUUCAUUCAUUGUCUUUUUUUAAUAUAAAAAAUUAAUACA